Molecule: messenger RNA, 1512 nt
Organism: Trichomonas vaginalis G3
Lineage: Eukaryota; Parabasalia; Trichomonadida; Trichomonadidae
Product: exonuclease protein
Exons: 1
Coding region: 1-1512 (503 amino acids)
Cellular component (GO): nucleus
Molecular function (GO): exonuclease activity; nucleic acid binding
Source: RefSeq, a predicted model, not a curated record
AUGAAAUGCAAAAGACCCAAUGUUACUUACUUUGAGAUUUUUCCUGAUGCUGUAUUUAGUGUAUCUGCAGACUUCAACCCUCGAUCGUUGAAGUCUGUUGACCCCAAAUGCAUUCAAGAAACUAUUCGUGGCCUAUUAGAUAUCGCGGUUGCACCAAAAUGUAUGACAAUACAUCAUGGAACUCUGUGUGAUAGAGUGAUCCUUGCAAUGUUUGAUGGCCUUGACGUUAAAAGAUACAAUAAAUUUAAAGAAAAAUUACCAAACUUUGUAAAUAUUUCACAAAACAAGUUUCCUGUAUUUCCGCAAGCUAAAGAACGUGAAGGCUAUCUUAUCCCAGGCAGACAGACAGUUUUAGGUUUCAAAAACAAUAAAAAAAUAUUCAAAAAAUACAAUAACUACGAAGAGAUGAUAACUCCGGUUACUGAUUUACUAGAUAAUGGAUAUCCUCUGCAUCUUGAAGGCAUGAAAAUUCCAGAAAAGCCGAGAUGUGAAUUAUAUAAGCUUUCAAUCUUAACAGAAGAGCAACUAGCAGACUUUUCCGAGCUCCCAGAAGAAACAACACCCGAAACUCGCGAAAUCAUUGCGAUCGAUUGCGAAAUGGUCGAAACAAAAUUAGGAUCGGAAUUAGCACGUCUUUCUGUUACAGAUUUUGAAGGGAAACCUUUACUUGACCAACUAUUUAAACCAACAAAUGAAAUUCUUGACUACAGAACUCCAUUUUCAGGUAUAUCCGAAGAGACACUCGCAAACGUUACAGUAACGCCCGAUCAAGCUCUAAAAAUACUAUCUAAGUACGCUUCAAGAAAAACAAUCAUUGUUGGGCACUCCCUUGAAAAUGAUUUUCGUUCUUUGAAGUUAAUUCACCACAGGUGUAUUGAUACAGCUUUACUUUACAACAGUGAAACAAAUGGUGUCAAAAAACCAUCAUUAUUUUUACUUUACAAGAAGUAUAUCAAUAAACCUUUCCGUGCAAACGAAUCCGGCCAUGAUUCAUACGAAGAUGCAAGAGCGGCCAUGGAUCUUGUUAAUUUCUCACUCAAAGAUCAGAACAUUGUUAUAGAACAGCCAAAAGUUCCAGAUUUCAUUGCAGAAAUGAUUAAAAAGCAUGGAUCAUUGUUUUACGCGGGAAUGACCAAAAAUAUUGAUUUCCCUGAUACAGAUAUCCUUGAAUUAAAGAAAACAGAAUCUGAUGACGAGACAUUAAAAGAAAUUGUUGAUAACAUCGCAAAUAAUGACUUGAUGUUUGCUCACUUUGCGGAAGCCGGUGAAGAAGAAGCAUUAGAUGAUGCUGUUUUAGAAAAAUGUCUUGAAAAAUAUAAUAAAAUUUUGGAAUCACUCAUUGAAGCACUUCCAAAGAGAACAGCACUCAUUGUAUACGUUGCAAAUGGCAAUGUAAACAGAAUUAAACAAGAAGACGAUUCAAUUCCUCCAAUGAACGAUGAAAAAGUCAAAGAUGAGUUCUUAUCAAUAAGACAAGGCUUACUUUGGGUACAUUGCUCUCCAACAAAGUAA